AGCGUGCCGGGUCUGCAAGCCGUUACCGAUGGGAAGAUGGUGGAAUCUGGAGCAGCAACGUGCACGAUACUCCGUCCCAAACAUUUCCAAAAACAUUUACCAUCUCAACCUGGCAUUAGACAUCGGUUACCCGGGGACAACCAUAGAUAAUACAUACUAAAACUGAGACGAAACUAUAAGUAUUUUGAUUUCGGUGCGAGACGCACCUUACAUAUGGUGCCUCAAACGUGGGGGCCAAACUGAACAGAUCACAGUAUUAUUUUGAUAUUCUGCGAGGGAUUUCUCGGCAGGGACUGGUAAUAAAUUGGUCAUCGUCUACAGCGUGUCUCCUUCAGGCGUUGGUGUUUUGGAGCAGCUGUCAAAAUGCCACGAAACAAAAAGGGGAAACGCGGAGGGAACAGUUCGAGUAAGGGCUCACUUCGACAGGAAGUGCUUCAGCUGCAGUUGUCAAAAACUGCGCUGUCACGUACAGGGAGGAACGGGGUGAGAGGCGAGACUGGUGUGAGUGAUGAUGAUUUGGCAUCUGAUGUUCUCAGUCACUAUAGCAGUGCCAGUGAAAGUGCGUCAGUUAUAGAAGAGGGCGCAGGUGAGGUGGUUGAUGAACAAACUGCUCAGGAAGAAACAGAAGACAAACUGAAGCAAUGCAUUGACAAUCUUAUGGACAAAAGUGCCAAGACCCGUCUGGCUGCAUUAGAAAGUCUGCGCAUGGCGUUUUCCUCUAGGGUUCUGUAUGAGUUCCUCUUAGAGAGACGUUACACCAUCAGUGACUGUCUAGAGAGGAGCUUGAAGAAAGGUGGAGGAGAGGAGCAGGCUGCUGCUGCUACAGUUUUCGCUCUGUUGUGUUUGCAGCUUGGGGGCGGAGUCGAAGGGGAGGAGGGCUUUAAAAUGCUCCGCCCUGUCCUUAGCACCAUUCUGAUUGACAGCUGUGCCAGCCUGGCAGCACGGCAGAGUUGUGCUCGGGCUCUAGGCAUGUGCUGCUAUGUGUCUGCCUCGGAUGAUGCAGAGGAUCUGCUGAAAUCUCUUGGACACUUGGAGAGUGUGUUUGUGGGUGCGUAUCCUCUAGGCGAUGGCUCUCUGCCCUCUGUCAAAGCCGGGACCCCUGCUCUCCACAGCGCUGCCCUACAGGCUUGGGCUCUGCUCUGCACCCUCUGUCCUGCAUCACACAUCAACACCAUUCUCAACCACCACUUACCUCGUCUGCAUGCAUGUUUAGAAAGCAGUGAGGUAAACUUCAGGAUUGCUGUGGGAGAGACCAUCGCUCUGCUGUAUGAACUGGGCCGAGACAUUGAUCAGGAGUUCGAGUAUGAAGACUGUGAUGCAUUGUGCGAUAGUCUGAAGAGUCUGGCGACUGACGGAAACAAACAUCGUGCUAAAAAUGACCGCAGGAAACAGCGCUCCAUCUUCAGAGAAGUGCUGCACUACAUUGAGAAUGAAGAUUUCACAGAUGAGAAGAUCCAGUUUGGGAUUGAGGUCAUCUAUAUUGAUGGCUGGAUGCGCCGUAGGAUUUAUGAUGCCUUCAAGGAGGUGCUUGAGUCUGGAGUCAGACACCACCUACAGUUUAAUCCUUUGCUGAGGGAUAUUUUUGGCCUUGGACCUCCUCUCAUCCUGGAUGCAUCUGUCAAGGCCAGCAAGAUCUCUCGCACCGAGAGGCACCUGUUUAACUCUGCUGCAUUCAAAGCUCGGACUAAAUUAAGGAACAAAGUGAGGGACAAACGUGCUGAUGUGAUGUGAGGAUGAAGAUGAAACACUGAGAGAGAAACACUACAUCCUUAAAAUCCCCUCGGCUCACUUGAAAAUAUAGUUUGAUCAACUUCCAUGCCAGAGACUUGACCAUGGACGUAUGUGUCUGCCUGUGUGUGUGUGAAAGGCUGAGCGUGUGCAUGUGUGUGUGUGUGUGUGUGUGUAUGCGGUGUUGUGUUUUAUUUAACAUCACAGUGUGUGAACGCUAGGAAUCCUUCAAUUAAACAGACAUAAAAUAUUCUAUCUUCACAACAACCUCUUUUAAGGCUGUAUUCAGCCUUUCUGUUUUACCUCCUCGUGAGUUUUUUGGGGAAAAUGGAGAAUUUUUAUCACAGAAAUAUCAACUUUUUACAGCUCUGCAACAAAGAACGAGGCCAAGAAAAAUGAAAUCUUUGUAGUUUUUCUAUAUGCAUUUUAUAAAUGGACUCUACUGAUGCACAAGUGGUGAUGCAAGAAAAUGAAAAGGCAUCUCAGACUGCAGGAUGGUUUAAGCAGUUUUGUUAAACCUCUUUCACUGCCACUAAAGUAACCAUGUUUUACAUCAUAACUCUACUCAUCUGCUGAAAGUCUGCUUUUUAUUGGUUCCCAGUAUCCUAUGGUUCCUUCUUCCUGUACCCACAACCCUGUGCUUAUUUCUGCCUAUUUAGAUCAUGCUUCAACAUUUGCUAUUUGUUUGAAUUUCUUUAUGAAAAAUCUUAAACCACCUUGUCAUGACUUUUCUCUAAGGUGAAAGUACUGUAUUUAAAAAGCAAGGUUUUGAAUGAGAAAACAAUAAAUUAUGUAAUAAUUCUU
Molecule: messenger RNA, 2532 nt
Organism: Danio rerio (zebrafish)
Lineage: Eukaryota; Metazoa; Chordata; Actinopteri; Cypriniformes; Danionidae
Source: RefSeq, a predicted model, not a curated record